AAUUUUGAGGAUGUCCUCUUUCAGGACAUGGUCAUGGGCUCAGGCAUAUACGGCGAUCCAGAGCUCUCUCCAGAGGAACUGUGGAAGUACACUAAUUCUUGUUUAUCAUGAUAGUCAUUGAUGUCCUCUGAUACAACUGUUAUGUAUGAUUAAGCUCGAGGACGACGAAACACGAAAUAAACGGUAUCAUAGCUAAUUAGAAGUCAUGAUAGAUUUAAAAAUUUACUGGCUGAAUCAAAAUUAAAAAUUGAGAGUCCAAACUUGAUACACAGGGAUGACCCCGACUAUCUGUACGUGAUGACUGGGCGUGUGGAGCCGGAAGACGACUUUACCCUAAUGCGACGGUGGACGAAUUUGCUGCAUAGUGAUUCGGGUGCGUUCUACCGCGAGAUGAUGCGUCGACAGUUGACACGAUUAAGCGUAGUGAUGUCAAUCCGUCUUUAUUACGCCAUCUACUUUUAGGCGGUUUCUCUUUCUCUUUAGUUCCUCUUGAAAACCGCGAAGUAUUAAUUUAUAUAAAAGUAAAACAAGAAUGAAAAUAUGUCUCAAGAAAAGAUGGCUUCUGGGUACUUACUUGUCUCCAACACGAGCAAAAGCGAUUAAGCGACGCCUGCAGCUAGAAGAUCGCCUGCAACGUGGGGAAAUGGUCGACAGAGAUGAAUAUAUGCGGUGUGCUUUGGACACGCAGGAGCCAUUAGCCCUGAGUGUUGAUUAUGGAUGAUGUUAAUUCCAUUCUUAGUACGACCAUCGCGGCUCCCCCAUAGGCUAGACGUUUUUAGGGGGAAAAGGGUAGCCUCGAUGGUCUGGCUAGAUGGAAAAAACGCCAUCCAUAUUGAUGGCGAAAAAGAAGAAGCUGGCAAUGCAGCUAAGGAAAAGGAAGAAUCCGGUGAGACAGAAAACAGCAGAAAGGACACGAAAAGGACGAUAUAUCAGCGGGAAAAUACGUAUGUGACAGAAACGGGUGAGGUGAACGAUAUUUCGAAUGUCGUCUGUGGCGGACAAAACUUUGAUGGUGACGACGCGCCCGCUUUUCCGAAUGAAAAUGAAGGUGGAAGAGAAGCUGAUGUAGCAGGAGCGGGAGCAACUGCUAAGGUCAGCUUUAUCCAUCUUUCUCAACAUCUCGGUACUCUUUUGUUCCCUUGUAUUUGUUCAUGGGAAACAAAGGUUUCGAGAUGAGUGGACCUCCGAGAUGGAUAGAUGCUGGCUCUAAAACUGAGAGACAAGUCUCCUCCUCUUCUCGUCCUCAGUUUGUCGAGCAAGUAGUGUGGCAUCGUGAUCUAGACACAGAUGAGAAGGAUUCACUUGCGGCAGACUGGAGGCUAGAAUUCGUCCAGCAUUUGAAGCGCUUGUCGCCCCUCACAGCUUGGACAAACAUGCAAGCACCGAACAUGAUGGAACUGCUCGCCAUGGACCUAGCGCAGUCGGAGCGUAAGAGCCUGCUCAGUCCGGCUGAUCCGCGAAGUCGCGACAGUGACUUGAGACGUGGCGGCUUGGGUUUAGAUUAUGCUGGAUAUUGUUAA
Messenger RNA from Amoebophrya sp. A25, 1520 nucleotides. The record is from the annotation of a GenBank genome assembly. Lineage: Eukaryota; Dinophyceae; Syndiniales; Amoebophryaceae.